Messenger RNA from Cynara cardunculus var. scolymus (artichoke), 964 nucleotides. Its product is annotated as ganglioside-induced differentiation-associated protein 2. NCBI's taxonomy places the organism in Eukaryota, Viridiplantae, Streptophyta, Magnoliopsida, Asterales, Asteraceae. The record is from RefSeq and is a predicted model, not a curated record. The transcript has 3 exons. Bases 68 to 796 code for a protein of 242 amino acids.
UGACCCACUUACCUUUCCGAGUUCAAAUCAGAAUUAGGAUAUGGAAAACAGAAUUUGAGAGAGGAUCAUGGCGACUGCUGAAAACUUCAAGGUGGUAGUGGUUCCGUCGGAUCGUCUUUCACGCCCCCUUACAUCAUCUGACCACCAUGAAACCACCACCGAAGAGAACUGGCAUGAUUGCCCUUCCGAUCUUGCCUAUAACGACGAUGAAUUCCCAGCUCUUGAUGCUUUGCAAUUCUUCCGCCUUGAAUCUGGUUCUGAUAAAUCUGGCAAUCGCAUAUUUCGAAUUGUUGGCAAAUACUUCCCCGCCCCAGUAAUUGGAGGCGAAUGGCUGAAGAAGUACAUUAUACACAAAAUCUCUUCAGAGUUGCCAGAAGGACCAUUCUGCAUUGUCUACAUGCACUCGACCGUGAGGAAAGAAUAUAACAACCCUGGAAUCACCAUCUUGAGGUGGAUCUACGAAGAGCUUCCUUCAGACUUCAAGGACAGGCUUCAGGUUCUCUACUUUGUUCAUCCUGGAUUGCGCUCUAGGCUUCUUAUUGCUACUCUUGGCCGCUUCCUGUUAAGUGGAGGGUUAUAUUGGAAGGUGAAGUAUGUUAGUCGGCUGCAGUAUCUGUGGCAUGAUAUGAAGAAAGGAUCAAUUGAGAUUCCCGACUUUGUAGUUGAACACGAUGAUGUUCUUGAACAUAGGCCACUGACGGAUUACGGAAUUGAACCCGACCCCCUUCACUUCACCGGGCUUCCUUCCAACAAUAUCCCGUAUGGGAGGUAUGAAGAUCGGUGGACGACUAGUUAACUUUAAAGAGCUUGUUUAAAUAGCUAAAGAAGUUGUCCUUGCUGCUGCUGCUGCUGUUACUUUGAUGCAAACCAAAUUAAGCGUUGUGUAGAAGCAUAAGAACAAGUAACUAAUUAUGGACCAAUUUGUGUUUAAUAUAAAUUAGCAUGUUUAAGAGUCAUAUUUUUU